This is a messenger RNA of Brienomyrus brachyistius, 3300 nucleotides long. RefSeq names its product decapping mRNA 1A (gene dcp1a). Gene Ontology annotation, biological process: deadenylation-independent decapping of nuclear-transcribed mRNA; deadenylation-dependent decapping of nuclear-transcribed mRNA; positive regulation of catalytic activity. The record is from RefSeq and is a predicted model, not a curated record. NCBI's taxonomy places the organism in Eukaryota, Metazoa, Chordata, Actinopteri, Osteoglossiformes, Mormyridae. Gene Ontology annotation, cellular component: P-body. The coding region runs from base 44 to 1540 and encodes 498 amino acids. The transcript has 10 exons. Gene Ontology annotation, molecular function: enzyme activator activity; mRNA binding.
AUUCCUUCCGUGUUGCUUCUUGCCCUGGGUUUCAGAACCCAAGAUGGAGGCCAUCAGUAAAGCUGGGCAUCAUAUGAGUCUAGCAGCACUACAACAGCACGACCCUUACAUUAAUAAAAUCGUCGAUGUUACCGGACAGGUAGCACUGUACACCUUUAAUUCAAAAACAAAUGAAUGGGAAAAAACUGAUAUUGAAGGCACGUUGUUUGUAUAUACCAGGUCUGCCUCGCCUUACCAUGGCUUCACCAUUAUGAAUCGACUCAGCAUGGAAAAUCUAGUGGAGCCCAUAAACAAAGACCUGGAGUUUCAACUACAAGACCCCUUUCUCCUCUACAGGAACUCCAACUUGGCCAUAUACAGCAUCUGGUUCUACGACAAAAACGACUGCCAACGGAUCGCCCAGCUCAUGGCACGGGUAGUGAAGCAAGAGGCCCUGCAGGCCCAGCAGCCCCCCCAAGACUGCAGUACACUCAGCCGGACCAACGGCUGUGUGGUGGAACGUCCCAUCGACAUCCUGGAGCUACUCAGCAAGGCCAAGGAGGAGUACCAGAGGGGCCGCGUCUGUGAGUCUGAUUUGUUAAGCAGUGAAUUGGUGGCGAACCAUGACUUGCCAAGGACUGCAGUGGAGCAGGCAGCUGCGAUACCACAGCACGAGAAGAACUCCCACUCUGGCGUGAAGCAGAUCACCGUGGAAGAGCUGUUUGGAAGCUCUUUACCAAAGGAGCAGCCCCCGCUCGGGUUCACCAACCAAGGAAUGGCGGAAAAGGGGAAGCGCGACUGCCUCGGCCACACCCUCCCCCUGGAGGCCCCGCUGGUUCCCCAUCUGCACACUGACCCUGGGGGGGGCCGCUUGGGCACCACUUCUGCCCUGGCCAACGCUGAGCAGCACCUUGGCUCAACAGAAGCGAAAACCACCCCCAGCUACCCUCUUCGCCCCAGCCCGGUAUUCCACUCCGGGGGGCCCGGGGACACCUGUGCCCAGCCGAUCUCCCCGCACCUUGUCGGGCUCCCGAGCCCCAAACCCGCCGCUUCCGUGACCCGGCCCACACAGCUGACCUCCGGUACCUCGGCCUACCUGCCUCAGGAGGUCGUCGGGCAGCUCAAGGUAGAUGCAUUGCCAUCAGCUGCCCUCAACAAGCCGCCUUUGGCGCCCAGCUUCCUCCCUUCGCUGCUGGCCACGCCUGAAUGCUUCAGGGAGCCCGUGGUCAAGGCCGCGCCCUACAGCACCACACUAGCAGCCCCUGGGCAGAAUAAGGAUGUUGAUAUUUUCAUGCAGCCUCAAAGUCUGGUGAAAACAAUACCAGGGGUCUCUCUGAAGGCGGGGCCAGCCGUGACAGAGGCGGUGCCCUCGCUGCUCCUCUCCCCCAGCGUCUUCCAGAACUCUGCCAAGACGCCUGAAAUGGAGAGGAAGCCCGCCGCUCCAUCCCCCACCUCACUGCGAGCCAGUGAGCUUUCCACCCACCUCAGCCGGCUCCAGCUUCAGGACACCCUCAUUCACCUCAUCAAGGUCUGGCUGCCUCAUUCAGGGUGCCGUUGGUGAUCCGCCUUGUUAACAGCAAAAUGAUUCCACGUUCCUCAGCACCAUCCACGAGGCCUAUCUCCAGAGUGUCGCUAAGAAUCUGAACAACGUCAAGCUAUAGGCCACCACAUGGACUGUAAGCGGACACACACUUAUUUUAGAUGCCAGGCACGGCGAUGUGAGGUCCCUGACGGACCGUCCAGCUUUCUUCCUCACAUAUCCAAGGUCCACCAAGCGGCUGCUCGGCCCAUACAAGUGGUUGGCACUUGUUGGGUUUUUUUUGUCACACAUGAUCUGAUUGGCUUAUGCAGAGAACUCGAUGCAUUUGCGUUGUAGCCCAAUGGCAGCGGCUGACUCCAGAAGGUGUGGGUGCCUUGCAGUAGAAACCUACUGCAGAAUCUGUGAUGGAGUGACUUCCUGUAUCACGUGAUCUCGUAUAGGAAAAAGCAUUUGAAAAAGCAUUGCACCACUCUCAUGCUGCCUGUUGUGGCCACUUUUAAUGUUUGACACUUCUGUCAGUGAGCCCCCCUCUAUUCACCAGUAAGUAGCCCUUCUGUGUAGGAGGUCAGUGCUGAGCGGCAGCCUUAUUUAAUGCCCUGCUCUGUACCAGUGGAUCUGGUAAGAGUAUAAAAAAUACUUCAGUGGACUGUAGAGGUGAAAUUUCAAGAUCAAGAUGUGGGUAUAAUUGCCCCUCUCCAGUUUGUGACUUGUCCUCUAAGGAGCGGUUUAGUGAAAUGUUUGUUUUGUCCACCACACAUCUUGCACUGGGUUCCCACCCAGAUGCCACCCACCCUCUGGGUCGUGUCCUUCAGCCAACCUGGGUUGUUUCUUGCUGAAACCUCUCGUAGGAAGCAUGUUAUAUUUGAGCAUUUCGCUGCCAACAGGGCUCAGCUCGCCGCAUACCUUGGCGUCUUGAUUUUGCACGAUCGAACGCUUCCCUCAAGCAAUUUGUGCGUCAGACACAAACUACCUGGUCCGGAUACUUAUGGUCAUAUGUUCUUCUGAACUAAUCGAAGUUUACCCACUGCUCACAGUCUUCACAUCUGCAUAUGGAAGUGAAUGGAAAUAAUUCUAUCUGUAAGGUAAUUGUCAUUAAAGCAAUUUGCAUAUUGGAGAAUGACCUGUUUUGGCUGCAGCCUGAUUUUAAGCAAACACAAAAACAGCCAGGUACAGUUUAUACUCUCUGUGGCAGAGUAAUUAAAAUUAGCAGCAACUAUGUACGUUACUGGAUUUUUGCCAUUUUUUUUCCCCCAGAAAUACUCGUUUCCCAAUUAAGAUUUUUUUUAAAAAGUUUAUCACCUUGUGCUUAAAAGAUCUAUGACACGUGCAAGCUUCCACUGUUGUAUCAUGGUGUACUUGCUGUCUGCUUAAACACAUGUUCUCACCUCUGGCAUUUUCAGGGUAUGAGAUGUCUAUGAAAUCUGGCUUCGUUUUCAUGCUUUCGAAGUGGUCACAUCAAGGGAAGGUACUUGGCAUUUGGGAAGUGAUAUUCAAAUCCAGUGAUCACUAUUUUUUAAAAGUUGUUUUAAACAGGCAUUUCAUUUUCUCCUUUGUUGCGUUGAACCUGACCAGCAUCUUUGAGUGAAUGCAUCACUAAAAACAACUUGCACAGUGUUUAGUUCAAGAUUAGGUUUUUUUUUUUUUGUGAAGACUUGUUUCCUCCUGUAAUAAGGCUCCACUUCAAGAGUCAUCGAUUCUCCCUUGCUUUUCACGUUGUCUUAUUCAUCCUGUUUUGUACAUUGCAAGUCUAUUUUUAUAAUAAAAAUUAAGUGGUGUUUGCA